Messenger RNA from Ceratosolen solmsi marchali, 797 nucleotides. RefSeq lists its product as uncharacterized. The record is from RefSeq and is a predicted model, not a curated record. Lineage: Eukaryota; Metazoa; Arthropoda; Insecta; Hymenoptera; Agaonidae. Bases 312 to 797 code for a protein of 161 amino acids. The transcript has 4 exons.
UAGGUCUUGUUAUUUGGUCAAUUACAGCAUAUUGUAUGAAUGUUAAAUAAUAGACAGAUUUUUAGUUAAGUUUGUUUCGAAAAGUCGUUGUAGAGACAUAUACCAUAAAUAUAUUGUUAUCUGAGUUGAUUGUGAAAUAUCCCGAUUAAAAGAAAAAGAAAACAAAAACCGCCCACUUCGAAGAUGCACAUACUAUCUAUUUGACUGACGUGUGGCACUUGAAAAUGAGUUGAAUAUGAUGGGCGUUAAAAGGACUACAUUGGAUCCCAGAAAUCUUAAAGCGCCCCGCGGGGCGUCUCUGUGGUUGAUGUAUGUCCCUGAGGGUCUAUACUUUCAAAUCAGUAUAUGUAUCCGUAAUGCUAUCUGUCUUAUGUUGCUGUAUUACAACCGAAAUACGCAUGAAAAUGUCAAUUAAAGAAUUUGUGGUGGCUCUUAAAGGUUACGCCUGCAACCAUUUCCGGGAUUCAACAAAGCUUCAACUGGCGGGGUAUGCUGACAACCAGCAACAUGAGAUCAUGAGUGUCUAUGGAUCAAGAAUCAUUCGCGAGCAAAAACGGGCGCGACUCAAUUCCGAUGCUGAGGGGGGCGUGUUUGAAUGUGAAGUGGGCGUAUCGAAGGCGGACCAUAACGUAGAGGCAAAAAAUGGCGUCAGUUCUACUAAGGGACAGUUUGUCGCCAGCAGUCGUUUUGAGCGGCAGCAGAAAAUCAUCAUCGCGGCCAGUGUUCUGAAGAUCAAGAACCGCAGCAUCAUCCCCACCAUCGACAUCUUCAACUGCAAGGACAAACCUACAAUGUAG